AUGUUGGAUAUCAAGAGGUCAAUUUCCAUGCUUCCAGCACCAGUAAACUCGGAACCGGACACGGAUCUGACCAGUCUGAACUGGUGCCACAGUUUGACGAAACAUACUUCUGUGCCAUCUCUGCCUACGCCUCCUGAUUCGCCUAAUUCACCAACACGUUCAGCAGAUCAGAACCCGAAAAAACUUCCGCACAAAAUCCGUUUCCAAAUGAGUUUGGAAAGUGCUGAACAAUACAAAAAUAAUGGUGACAAAAAACCGCCAUUUUCAUACUCUACGUUGAUUUGUAUGGCCAUGAAAGCUAAAGGGAAUAAAGUUACUUUAAGUUCUAUUUAUGGUGGAUCAGGGAAAUUUUUGUACUACCGAAACGCCGAUCCUAGUUGGAAGAAUUCAAUCAGACACAAUUUAUCGUUAAACAAAUUCUUCGUGAAAGUGCCCCGAUCUAAAGAUGAACCAGGUAAAGGAGGAUUUUGGAAGUUUGAUGUUGAUUGCUUAGAAGGUGGUGCUCGACGUAAACGAACAAGUAGCCGGAGGCGGGCAAGUCGGAUGCAACAAAAGAACAACGCGAGCAAGGGGAGCAACGGAGAGAUGACCGUCGAGGACGAAAAAGCGCUCCAGUUGGCCGUCAUGUCGCUGCAGGAAGAGGAGCAACGACAUAUGGACAACAAUUUGGACGGUUUCCACCAGCAGCCGAUGAUACUUCCUGUCGACGAGCCGAUGGGCGAACCCGAGUUGAUCUACAGCUGUUCGAUAAACGCAGCCACCGUGGAUCCGUUCAUGUCUUCUGUAGUCGAUUACACGAUAAUCGACAUACCCAACGACCAUCAUCAGCCGCAAAUCGCCACGGACGACGAGCUAACCAUGCUCACGAACUUGACGUGGGACGAUUCGCAAAUGGACCUGCUCGAUUCGUUGCUAGACUCGUUGUAG
This is a messenger RNA of Macrosiphum euphorbiae (potato aphid), 927 nucleotides long. Lineage: Eukaryota; Metazoa; Arthropoda; Insecta; Hemiptera; Aphididae. The record is from the annotation of a GenBank genome assembly.